This is a messenger RNA of Temnothorax curvispinosus, 1485 nucleotides long. RefSeq lists its product as uncharacterized. The transcript has a single exon. The coding region runs from base 1 to 1485 and encodes 494 amino acids. The record is from RefSeq and is a predicted model, not a curated record. NCBI's taxonomy places the organism in Eukaryota, Metazoa, Arthropoda, Insecta, Hymenoptera, Formicidae.
AUGCAUUCCAGUGACGCAUUAUUACCUAAAGCGUAUGCCCUUCCAAAAAUUCACAAGCCUAAUAAUCCGUUCCGACUAAUUGUGUCCUCAAUUAAUACAGCACUUUAUUCCUUUGCCAGUUAUUUACAAAGGAUUAUUUCCGACAACAUUCCUAUAACAAGAAGCCAUGUGAACAAUAGCUUUGACUUAUGUAAGGAGCUCUCUGGUAAGAUAUUGAGAAACUCAGACAUUUUCAUAUCUUUAGAUGCGACUGCUCUUUUUACGAAUAUUCCUCUAAAUCUUGCAUUGGAGAGCAUCAAAAAAAGAUGGCCGGAUAUUAGUAAAGGCACCAAAAUCCCCGAAAAAGAGUUUUUAAUGGCCAUAGAAUUCAUAUUAUCAUCUACAUAUUUCACAUUCAACAACGUGACAUAUAAGCAGACCUUUGGUUCCCCCAUGGGCUCUCCGCUGUCCCCGAUUAUUGCUGACAUUGUUAUGCAAGAUUUGGAGGAAUCAAUAUUAGAAUCGUUGGAUUUCGAAUUAUUGUUUUAUUUCCGUUACGUUGAUGACAUAAUUUUGCCUGUUCCACGCGACAAAGCACAUUACGUUUUAAACAAAUUUAAUAAUUACCACGAAAGACUUAAAUUUACCAUUGAAUUUGAAAAGGAUCGUAAGUUAAGCUUUUUGGAUUUACAACUACUUGUGAUUGAUGACACUAUUGUCAUAGAUUGGUAUCAUAAGGAUACAUUCUCAGGCAGAUACUUAUCCUAUUAUUCGAACCAUCCGGAAUGCCAUAAAAUCGGCACAAUAUACGGUUUAGUCGAUAGAGCCAUACUUUUAUCUCAUCCUACGUUCCAUUCUAAGAACAUUAAAUAUGUUAUCGAAUUGUUAAUUGCCAAUGGUUAUCCCUUAAAUUUAAUUUUCAAACGAAUCAACAUAAGAUUGAAUAAAUUGUUCAACGGCAAACUUAUGAAUAGAAAUAAAAUUGAUACAAUUGAUCCGGAUGACAAUGAUGGAAGAAAAAUUAUUGUUAUACCAUUUAUCAAUAAUAUUUCGGAAAAAGUAUCUCGUUUCUUUAAUAAAAACGAACAUGUAAUUGGUUACAGAGUGCUGAACAAAUUAAACAAAUUUAUUAGAACACAUAAAGAUGUUUCUGAAUUGUGCGUGAAUAAUAAUGUCAUCUACAAAAUCAAUUGUAACAAUUGCGAUGCCUCUUAUGUGGGGCAAACCAAAAGGCAAUUAAAAACAAGAAUUAAUGAACACAGAACCAACUUUAGAUUGGAUCCAUCAAAGCAUUCGGUCAUAACGGAACAUAUGCAAAAUCUCAACCGUAGUUUCAAUUGGAAUAAUCCUUUAAUAUUAGAUUUCGAGACAAAUUAUCAUAAAAGGCUGAUUUCUGAAAUGAUUCACAUAAAGGAACAAAAAAACGGCAUUAAUUCCAAUAAAGAUACUGAAUUACUUGAUGGGUCAUAUUUUAGUAUCUUAAGCGAACUUAGUAACAAUUCAUAG